AUGUUCGCAACAUCUAGCCGGGCGCAUCGGCACGCUCGGCCCAAUUUAUCGGACUCAGCUAGGCAGGAGGCGGCCAGUCCUCCUCCGCCUGGCUCGGACAGCUGUUUCGGCGUUCGCAGCCUGAAUGGGAGCGUCGCGUGGGGAGCAGAAAUCGAAGGCGUACCUACGCCGCCGUCACCUCUCGAGGCUCACGGUGGAGAGGAAGACACGCUACUGGGGGAUAUCGUUCAUCAUCGGGAUACAGAGGUUGAUCCAGCGGUGCUAGAUGCAGGAAGUGAACACCCGGCCGAGGCAGCGGUCACUGCGCCUUCGGGAACGUCAAUCCCGCCGUCACUCCCCACUUCUCACACCCGAGCGACCAUCCGCCCCUCUUCCGCUCCCGCGCCCAUCCGCGUUCCCUCACCCGCCAUCUUCCUCCUUCCAGAGCCUUCCUCCGCGGUCCACACCCCGCCUCAGCACUCCCCCUCCACCACAUCCCCAAUCGACCACUCCCCGUCGGCGAUAUCCGACUAUUCCACCGGUGUCGGCGGUGAAGGAGACGGCUCGGCGCCUCCAAGUCCGACAAGUCUGCCCUCGUACCUCGCUUCGGAGAUGUCGAUGUCUAUGCCCAGCUCGCCGGGGCUGGGGUACUCGACGGAUCCAGGGUCGGGGUCGGGGUCGGGAUCGGGCGAAGACGCGGGAUUGAGAAUGGGGAUGGGCGGGGUGUUGCAGGCUUUGGCGCUCGAACGGGAACGGGCGAGGUCGGGUGUAUCCCGGAAAGGGACGGUUGGCGGCGGGGAGGGAGAAGCAGGGUCGACAGAUCUGGUUAUUCCCACGCUGAGCUUACCGAGCUCGAGCCUGCACCUCUCACUCAGACCAUACCGAGGCCCAGUGGAUGGGCUCAAGAUUGCGCUUCUUGGGGAAGGAGAGGAGGUCAAGGCUUUCCUGAGAGCCCUAGAGGACAAGGAGGAGUUGGUGCAGGUUGGAAGGCAGGUCGGGGUGGUACGAGGCGGCAAGCUGGAGGUGGUGCUCCUCACUGGAAUGUCCCAAGAGCAGAUCACGCAGCGGGCUAUUGCGGGGUAUUCGGGCCUACAUGGCCUGCUGAACCCAUCCGCCGCAGAAGGGGAUCAAGGAAAGCUGAGGGAGAUGGUGGCUAGGUAUGCGGACCAGGAGGAUUGGGUGCACGCUGCUCUUGACAUUGCUGGUGAUGCGCAAACCGGACUACGCUCUGACUCACUGGACGGCUUGGUCGAUAUGCUUCCUCGAUCUGCGAUACCUCUCUCGCCGAUGGGCCCCACUGAGUCAUCGCCUGUCACCGUCCCCGUUCAGUCGCCCUCGCAUGGUAUGGACGAUCCCACUCCGAUGCCACACGCCGAGUCCAGUUCGUACUUUAGCCAUCCCAUUACCUCCGCUCAGCCCAUCUCCCCCAUUCCCGAAUCCCCUGCCCUCCCCGCAAGCAUUUCAGCCAGCGUGCAAGCCCUUCAGUCCGCGCUCGACUCCCCAUCCGCCCUCUCAGCGUCAAUCGACCAUUUCCUCGCUUGGCGCCCUGCCCCCUCCGCUCCAAACCUCGAAUCGAGCGAUUCAUCCCUCGAUAACAGCUCCAAGGGGACCGGGACGGGCACGUCCUCUUCUGGCGCGGCGGGCCUGGAUGGGGGUGGACAGAUGGAGCCGACUGUAGGUAGAGCACAGGGCGGCGAGGAGUGGGAAGCGGGUCUGAGCAGGCGGGUCGCCAAGCGACGAGAGAGUGGGGCAGGGACGAAGGCCGUUGAGAAGACGGCGAGUAAGCGGAGACGAAGUAAAGGGGCGAGAGACGGUGCUAGUGCCCUGGGCGGGAUGAGGCCGAUGGAGAGUAUCCCGCUCUUCCCGCCUACUGCGUCGUCUUCUCGACCAUCAGCAGAGGAGCGGUCAGGCCGAGGCCUGUCGAGCCCAGAAGGGGGGGUGGGCCUGGGCGUUCGGGGGAUGCUGGAAAAGACAUUCAGGCCGCUCAGGGAGGGUCUGAGGGGUUGGAAGCGGGUGCUCGUCGUAGCUGCGAUCAUGGGCGUCGUCGGUUGGGGCUGGUGGGCCGGAGGGCGGUAA
Molecule: messenger RNA, 2055 nt
Organism: Dioszegia hungarica
Lineage: Eukaryota; Fungi; Basidiomycota; Tremellomycetes; Tremellales; Bulleribasidiaceae
Exons: 3
Coding region: 1-2055 (684 amino acids)
Source: RefSeq, a predicted model, not a curated record